Messenger RNA from Oryzias latipes (Japanese medaka), 1091 nucleotides. RefSeq lists its product as uncharacterized. The record is from RefSeq and is a predicted model, not a curated record. NCBI's taxonomy places the organism in Eukaryota, Metazoa, Chordata, Actinopteri, Beloniformes, Adrianichthyidae.
CGCACAGGUGUCAACUUGUUGAGGAGCUUCAGGUUUCCCACACCGCCUCUCUCCCUCUCAGUCUGCCUGUGCCGCUCGUCCAGGAUGAAGGUGCUGCUCUUCCUCUGGCUCGCCUCGCUGGUGUGCUGCGAAACUACAGAAGACCACAGCGAUCAAACCUCCGACUCAGCUGGGACUCCAACGCCAGAAUACGACUACACCGCCACCUAUGACUAUGAUGACUAUGUGACCUCAGCUAAAGAGCAGGAGCACAGCGCCACCAUGGGGCCUGAAGGUCCUCUGACAGAAACUACAGAAGACCACAGCGAUCAAACCUCCGAUUCAGCUGUGACUCCAACGCCACAAUACGACUACGACUACAACGCCACCUAUGACUAUUACUAUGUGACCGCAGCUAAAGAGCAGGAGCAGAGCGCCACCAUGGGGCCUGAAGGUCCUCUGACAGAAACUACAGAAGACCACAGCGAUCAAACCUCCGAUUCAGCUGUGACUCCAACGCCACAAUACGACUACGACUACAACGCCACCUAUGACUAUUACUAUGUGACCGCAGCUAAAGAGCAGGAGCAGAGCGCCACCAUGGGGCCUGAAGAAACUACGGAAGCCCACAGGGAUCAAACCUCCGACCACAGCGAGGACUCAGCUGUGACUCAGUCGAAAUUUGACCAUGGCUAUACAGUCCUCUUCAAGCGUCACUUCAAAGUAGGGCAGGAGCAGAGCGCCACCAUGAGGCCUGAGGAGGCCAGGACCGUUCAAAAGAGGAUGAAGGAUCCACAGAGAGUCUCCAACAGCUGCAGACCGAUAACGCAUCACAGAUCCAUCAUCGGAACUCUGCUGAUGUCACUUCCUGCUCUCCUGUAUGAGAGGGGGAUGACUUUUGUCCACUCGAUUUAGGACAGGUUACCAUAGUGAUGCCCCAUCGGUUUUUUUGCUUCACACUCAGACAAAACUCUGAAAUGGUUAUUUCGUUUACUGCAAAUUUUAAAAAAGCGUUUUUUUAUCGUCUUAACAGGAAAACAUCGGAUUUAAUGCUGAUUCUCGUGUAAAACAAAAGUAAACUUUUUCAUUUGAAUAUUAAAAAUCUUCCCCUU